Molecule: messenger RNA, 2991 nt
Organism: Eimeria mitis
Lineage: Eukaryota; Apicomplexa; Conoidasida; Eucoccidiorida; Eimeriidae
Product: RNA polymerase Rpb1 C-terminal repeat domain-containing protein / exonuclease domain-containing protein, putative
Exons: 5
Coding region: 1-2991 (996 amino acids)
Source: RefSeq, a predicted model, not a curated record
AUGGGUGUGCCCUGCAAGCAGAUCUCUCCCGCAUAUCUUUGCUGCCCCCUUACUGCAACAGCAACAGCAGCAGCAGCAGCAGCAGCAGCAACAGCAGCAGCAGCGGCUGCAACGGCGAGACCUAUGCUGAAGCAUCUCUCCCGCAUAUCUUUGCUGCCCCCUUACUGCAACAGCAACAGCAGCAGCAGCAGCAGCAGCAGCAGCAGCAGCAGCAGCGGCUGCAACGGCGAGACCUAUGCUGAAGCCAUCUCCCACGGGGCCCUGGGGGCCCUCCCCCUGCACCCUCUUGGGGGGCCCCUCACCUGUGCUGCAUGCAGCCCCACCGGUGCAUAUAUAGCUCUGUGCGAGUGGGGGGGGCGGGUGCAGCUGCUGAAGCAGCAGCAGCAGCAGCAGCAGCAGCAAACAGUAUUGGCAUGGGAAGCAGCAGCACGUAGGGAUGCUAUUGCUGCUGCUGUACAGAGACAGCAAGAACAGCAGCAGCAGCAGCAGCAGCAACGCAACCUUGCUGCUGCAAGCAGCAGCAGCAGCAGCAGCAGCAGCAGGCCUCGUGAAGACAUCAGCGGAAGCAGCUGGGCCCCCCCGAGGGGCCCCCUACCGGGGCUCGAUAGUUUCUUGCUGCUGUCGGCCGAUCCAGCAGCAACAGCAGCAGCAGCAACAGCAGCAGCUCUGAGGGGCCCUGACAGUAGACAGCAAGAACAGCAGCAGCAGCAGCAGCAGCAACGCAACCUUGCUCCUACAAGCAGCAGCAGCAGCAGCAGCAGCAGCAGCAGGCCUCGUGAAGACAUCAGCGGGAGCAGCUGGGCCCCCCCGAGGGGCCCCCUACCCGGGCUCGAUAGUUUCUUGCUGCUGUCGGCCGAUCCAGCAGCAACAGCAGCAGCAGCAACAGCAGCAGCGCUGAGGGGCCCUGACAGUGUGUCUCCCUCCUGCCGUCGUUACCUGCAGCAACUGCAGCAGCAGCAGCAGCAGCAGCAACAGCAGCACCAGCUUGUUCUUCGCGGAGCAGCAAACGAGGCUAAUGCUAUAAAUAACCUCGCAGAGGAGUAUAUGCUGCUGCAGAAUCUAGACAGCAGCAGCAGCAGCAGCAGCAGCAGCAGCACCAGCCUAGGUUAUGCGCUGCAGCCUUGCUGCUGCAGCUGCACUACACCAGGCAGCUGCAGCGGGGGCCCCCUCAUACCGGGGGCCCCCUGCUGCUGCGAGCUCUCUUCUGAAAAGUGGGUAUUCCCCCUCAGUACCCUUUUUCCUGAAUCUGAUGAGGGGCCCCCCUGGGGGGCCCCCCCAUUUGGCUCGGACUGGGGGGCCCCCGAGGGUACUGGACAGCGUGCAUCGGGGGGGGGCCCCCUGGUUGGGGGGCCCCCAGGGGAGGGGGGGGCCCCCUCAAGCUGCAACAACUCUGAUGAAGCUAUUUGUGGUGCUGUGCUGAAGUAUGUGGGGCCCCCUGGGGGCCCCGUCUGCGGCUGUCACUGCAGCAGGAACAACAACGGCAGAAGCAGCAACAGCAGCAGCAACAGCAGCAGCAGCAGCAGAUGCAGCAGCAUCGGCAGGGGGAGUAGUAACAGGAGGGGUGGGCGUCGCAGCAUGCGUAGUAGCGGCGGCAGUAACUGGGAGGGGGCCCCUGGUGCUUUCGGGGGCCCCUGGGGGGCCCCCCAUGGGGCCCCCCAUGGGGGCCCCCAGGGGGCCCCCGGGUAUGGUUCAAGUGGGCAAUAUGUUAUUGAGGUGCUGCACAGCGAUGAUAUGAGGCCCCCUAUUCCUUUGCCUUUGUCUUUAUUUGCGGGGCCCCCUGUUGCAGUAGGCGGCGGUAGUACUGCAGCAGCAGCAGUAGCAGCAGCAGCUGCUGCUGCAGCUGGUGGUGGUGGUGGUUGGUGUGAUGUUAGGGAUUCAUCAGGUCCUCUUUAUGUUGCUGCAGCUGCACUGAGCGAUGAUAUGAGGCCCCCUAUUCCUUUGCCUUUGUCUUUAUUUGCGGGGCCCCCUGUUGCAGUAGGGGGCGGUAGUACUGCAGCAGCAGCAGUAGCAGCAGCUGCUGCUGCUGCAGCUGGUGGUGGUGGUGGUUGGUGUGAUAUUAGGGAUUCAUCAGGUCCUCUUUAUGUUGCUGCAGCUGCACUUGGGGGGGCCCCCAAUGGGUACCUAUACAGCAGCACGGGGCCCCUGCGUGAGCUUUCUAUACGUAAGACUUGUGGGCUGCUAGCAGCAAGGGGGGGCCCCAGCUUAGCUAAUGGUAUUAUAUUCUCUCCUGCUGUUGUUAGUGCAGCAGUAAAGGAGACAGCAGCUCCUGUUUUUAUAGAUGUAAGGAGACAUAGGGGAUCAAGGGGGGGAGCACAAAGGGGGGCCCCCUUAACUGCUGCUGCUGCUGCUGCUGCUGCUGCUGCUGGGAGGAUUGGGGGGCCCUUCCGUCCGUUACGAGGGAAACUAAGGCCCGCAGCAGCAGCAGCAGCAGCAGCUGCUGCUGCUGCUGCUGCUGCUGGUGUUGGUGCUGUUGGUAGUGGCGUUGCUGGUGCAAUGACUCCAGCCGCUGCAGCAGCAGCAGCAGCAGCAGCAGCAGCAGCUUCCUUCAAGCCACCAUGGAAAGGGCCCAGUGAUAGUAGUUGUGUUUAUUUGUCUCCUUCUUCUGCAUCGUCGAGCGAUGCUUCAGAUGAGUAUGAGGCACCAACAAAGACAGCAAGAGCUCUCCUGCGUUCUAUCAAGCAGAGGGGGCCCCCUACAACCCCUGGGGGCCCCGGGGGCCCCGGGGGGGGCCCCCCAGGUGGUGGGGGGGCCCCUGCUGAGGGGGGCAUGAGUAUGAGGCACCAACAAAGACAGCAAGAGCUCUCCUGCGUUCUAUCAAGCAGAGGGGGCCCCCUGGGGGCCCUGGGGGCCCCGGGGGCCCCGGGGGCCCCCCAGGUGGGGGGGGGGCCCCCGCUGAGGGGGGGCCCCUUGCUCCAUCGUCACCAACUGCAGGGGGGCCCCAAGAGGACCCCUCCUCACCCCACACUCUCAGUGGGAUCGGAUCCCAGCUGA